AUGGAUCAAUCGAUUCAAUAUGCUCAAGUGAUGUCAAAUUUCGAUUCAGUUUACAAUGUUGCCCCUAAUCUUGUGCAGCGUUCGACAAUUUUUGUACCUAAGCCCUCAUUCACAACAUAUCAAAAUCGAUCCGUAUCUCCCUCUCUAACAUCAUCAAGUACAAAAUUCAAUUUCGACUCCUAUAAUCCAAACGACUAUCAUACUAGAUCUAGUGACUAUGUAUCACCUUCAACUUCUAUAAUAAUUCAUCAUCGUCCUGUAUAUUCCCCUCCUCCUUCACCUCCUUCACAAGCGAUUUCAAAAUUACGUCAAAUUAAUGAUGAACUAUCUCAUACUCUCGCGACAUGUGAAGUAACCACCCAUCGAUCACAACUAUUACCACCACCACCCCUAUCACCACACUACCAUGUUCAUCAUCAUCCAAUACCAUAUGAGACUUUUCGUUCCCAUUCUUCAAGUGAACGUGAUUUAUCCUCAUCGUCAUCGACGGAAUCUCUACCAAUAAAAACAAAACAUAAUGCUCGAAUAAAAUACAAAGCUCAUAUUCCGCGUCGACAAACUGCUUUAUCAAAUGUAGAUCGAAUUCUUAUGUCAACCUCCGAUGCUUAUGCGUCACAUGAUCCAAUGACAAUUGACCUCUAUCCAACACGUAAUCAAGGCUUUGUUAGAAAAAUUCGAGAUCGUCCCGAUAAUCAAAUUCCAUGGCCUGCUGAUAAUUCUCCAAUACGACGAAAUUCCUUUUCAGCAGAAAAUACUCAUCGAACUCCCAGAAGAUCAUACAACGCUGACAAACCAAUACAACCAAGAAGUCGAUUAGCUAAUAGCAAAGAGCAUCCACGAUCGUCGUCUGUAAAUCCUCGCCGACGUCUUGAUAGUGCCCCGAGUCCAUUGCGUCGAUCAACUACUUCUUUCUCCAAUACGGCACCUGCAUGGCGACCAAGUGGUUCAAUUAAACGUCCUAAAUUUGUUGGUUCUCAUGCACCACCUUCGCUACCACGAGCAAGAGUUAAGGAGCCUCUCUGGAAUCCUAGUGGUACUGCAACUAAAACAAAAUAUAUUCGUGCUUUUGAUCCUGCUAGCAAACCACCAUCAACUAACGUCAGUGAGCCUACAGGUGUGUGGCGUCCAGCAUCAAAACCACUUUCUGUCAAACAUCCAAAAUACUUUGAACCAACUGUCAAACCUGAAUUGGUUACAGCCAUAAAAAAAGAAAAAGAACCUGUAUUACAACGGAAAAAAAUAAAAACAGAUGAAGUAAAAAUACCUAAUGGUAAUCCAGUAUUAAAAAGUCGUAUUGCCAAGGCAGAGAGCAAAGUUAAGUCUGCAUGGGAGGGCACUACAACGACUACUAAAGAGCCGAAACCGCCUAUUCCACGCCCUUCUAAAACAGUAACAAUAGCUAAACCGUCAAAAAUAAAAGUUAAACCUGCUCCAUCUAAACCGGUUGUAUCGUCAAAAAAUAUUGUCCCUCCACUUGAAACCAAUGUAGAUACCGGCAGAAGUUCACUAAAUAAUAUUCCAACAAAACCGCUGUUUCAAUCUACGCCAAAGAAUCAAAGUAUAACUGAUGAUGGUUUUGCUGAUGUAUUCGAUAAUGAAUCACAAGUAUUGGAAACUCCACGAAAACCAGACAUACCUCAUCAACCUCCUCAAGUUGAAAAAACACCUCCUAAUCCUCCACUAACAACUACAUCAGGAUCAGGUACGGGAACAAAACCAAUGAUGAAAACUACUGAAAUAUCACAUAUGGAUGAUGCGGAUAAUAGUCGAAUUGAUGAUCACACGCCCUCGCCUGAUUCUUCUCAAAUAAAUAAUAAUGUUGGUCAUAACGGUGAUGAUAGCGACAAUGAUGCAUUGAGUAAUCAUAGUGUGCAACCAUCAUCAAUUCCUCCUAAACCAGCAGCAUCUUUGCCAAAGCCAAACAACAAUGAUGAUGUAUCAAUUGUCGACGACGAAGAUGUUAUUCAACAUAAUGAAAGUGAUCAAAGUCUCUUAACGAAUCAAUCUGCGAAUAAUGCAACUAAACCCACAACAGAUCAUUCGAAGAUAGAUGAAACUAAUGCACCUGUGACAACAUCUCAAAUACCUCCAAAAGCUAAAACUGAAACAUCAUCGCCUAAAAAUGCUGAUCAAAAUUCAAAGGAAUCCCCAAAUACUUCGAAGAAUAAUGAUCACGAUUUGCCAAGUAAUCCUUCGUCACCUCCAGAAGCAGAUAACAUUGAUGACUAUUUUGGUUAA
Rotaria socialis is the source of this 2238-nucleotide messenger RNA. Lineage: Eukaryota; Metazoa; Rotifera; Eurotatoria; Philodinida; Philodinidae. The record is from the annotation of a GenBank genome assembly.